This is a messenger RNA of Folsomia candida, 4959 nucleotides long. It is a transcript of the gene Ir8a, whose product is annotated as ionotropic receptor 25a. Gene Ontology annotation, biological process: synaptic transmission, glutamatergic; modulation of chemical synaptic transmission; monoatomic ion transport. The transcript has 23 exons. The record is from RefSeq and is a predicted model, not a curated record. Bases 191 to 2767 code for a protein of 858 amino acids. Gene Ontology annotation, molecular function: glutamate-gated receptor activity; transmitter-gated monoatomic ion channel activity involved in regulation of postsynaptic membrane potential. Lineage: Eukaryota; Metazoa; Arthropoda; Collembola; Entomobryomorpha; Isotomidae. Gene Ontology annotation, cellular component: plasma membrane; postsynaptic membrane.
CUAGUAAUACAUAUAAUUGUAGGUGGAACGGUUCGGAACGCUUUAUAUACGUACGUAUUCACACCAUUGCUAAAUAGCGUAUGGUCUUUACACCGAAUCGGCAAGUCGACAUGCAAGUUUCAAUAGUUUUCAGCGGAGAAUCCAUCUUCGUGUCAUUUUUGCAAGAUCUUACAUACUAAAGAGAAAUAAAAUGGGAAAACGGAUUUUGAAAGUUUUAAGAGCAAUAAUUUUGAUUUUUGGAUGCUUACAAUUGAGCUCAACGCGUAUAUUAUUACUUCACGACGACAAUGCCGAAACCUGGGUUCGAAGCUUCGAAUCUGGGUUAGCCGAUUAUGACGACAGAAACGAGAAAAGCCCAAAUCUUGUGCAAGUUUUGUACAGAAACGAGUCUGACUGGGAACAAGUUUGCCAAGCUGCUACAAAUGUUACAGUAAUUUUGGAUUUCACAAGAAAAAUUAUGGAUCCAGAAACACAACCUCAAAAAUUCUUUGCGACAAAGCAGAUUCCUUAUUUUCGUGUCGAUGUCCCAUUCGACGCCUUGUUACGUGGAGUCGAUUCUUUAUUACAUUUGGCAAACGGAAGCAAUGGGUUCAUGAUUUUUCAUUCCGACUUGGAUGUGAAUCGCGGAGUGAAUGUAGUACUCGGAAGUACUCUCAUUCGCUACUCAUUCCUGACCUAUCCUCGACAAAAGGAGUUGAUUUUAGAAAAAUUUGAGUUCCGAGUUCCUACAGGCGUAAUCAUUUAUGGGACUGAGCAGCAAUUUAAGGAUUUCAUCCAAGCUAAUCACCACGUUGUGCGAAAUCGAACGGAAUGGAUUUUUAUGUACAAUCAAUUCAUGUCCUCGUCACCUCCCAAGCUGAAUAUCUCAUUCCCAUAUUUUCGAGCUUACUUUUCAUCCGAAACAUGUUGCACGUUGGCAAACCCAACGACAGAUUCGCAGAGGUGUAGUGCUUCAUCCUGCGAUGGAAAUCCCAGUGAAAUAUACAUCAGAAAGUUGGCAUUUGUCCUCGCUGAGGCGUUAAACCAAGUGGACCCUGAUGGGAAAAAAUCUUUUCGGGUCAGCUGCACCCCUCCAAAUGAUCCCAGAGUUGGAGAUCGGGGAUUCAAUGCAGUUCUGAUGGAUGCAAUUAAUGCGAAAUCGAGUAACAAAAUGGUGACCGCAAAGCAAGGAAAAAUUUCUUUUGAAUUUCCUCUAAAAGUUGAAGAUUAUGUAAAUGGAUCGGUCCGUGCCGUUGGAGAAUAUAAGUUUGAAACGGGACUCCAACAAACCCCCGGGUUUGUAUUCAGAGACAGGAAAAGAUACUUCAGAAUUGGAAUUGUUAAUUUUCCCCCAUGGACAAUGAAGGAUGAAAAGACAGGAGAAUGGGUCGGGUAUUGCAUAGAUUUAGCAAACGGGAUAGCGAACAAAAUGAAUUUCGAGUACGAUCUCGUUGUAAGCGAAGGAUUUGGAAAGAGGAUGCCACCGAAUGGUCGAUGGAACGGACUGACCGGCGACCUCGUCCAUGGGAAAAUUGACAUAGCAGUUGCCGCAUAUAUAAUGACUUCAGAAAGAGAGGAGUUUAUUGACUUUGUAUCGCCGUACUAUGAACAAUCUGGACUAAUUAUAACUAUGAAACGGCCUGUGGUCAAAAAUUCGUUAUUUAAGUUCAUGACUGUCCUGCGUACUGAGGUUUGGCUGAGCAUUUUGGGGGCAACGAUCGCGACUGGAUUCAUGCUUUGGUUUUUGGACAAGUUCUCCCCCUACUCCGCCCAAAAUAAUCCGCAAAAAUAUAAAACCUUCAGGAAAUUCACUCUCAAGGAAUCAUUCUGGUUUGCUCUGACUUCUUUUACUCCACAAGGAGGUGGUGAACCCCCGAAAGCUUUUUCGGGACGGACACUUGUCGCUGCCUAUUGGAUUUUUGUGGUCUUAAUGCUAGCAACGUUUACAGCAAAUUUGGCCGCAUUCUUAACAGUGGAGAGAAUGCAAAGCCCAAUUAGAAAUUUGGAGCACUUGGCAGCCCAGUCGAGUGUCAAAUACUCGGUAGUCAAUGUCUCAACUGCAAUGACAUUCUUUAAAAAUAUGGCAAAUGCUGAAGAAAUUUUGUAUCAAAUGUGGAGAAAUUUGACCUUAACAGCGCCAUCAUCGGCGAGGGAGUACGUUGUCUGGGAAUAUCCAAUACGGGAAAUGUAUAUUCAUAUUCAUUCAGUUAUCCAGAGUGCCACACCCGUUUUGAACAUGUCCGAAGGGUUUUCAAGGGUUCUAAGCGAUGAUUACUUCGCAUUCAUUCAUGACGCAGCCCAAACAAAAUACGAAGUAUUUCGAAACUGCAACUUGACCUUGAUUGGCGAACCAUUUGCUGAAGCGCCAUAUGCCUUGGCCGUCGCACAAGGAAAUCCUUUGCAGGACGAUAUCUCAAUGGCAAUUCUACAACUGCAAACUGAGCGAUUCUUUGAAACUCUGUCAGCUCGCUAUUGGACCUCAACAUGCCCUGGUUUAGGAGAUGGUGAAAACGAUGGAAUCUCAUUGGAGUCUCUCGGUGGGGUAUUUAUUGCCACCAUUAUUGGACUGGGAAUUGCAUUCAUUUCUUUGGCCAUUGAAGUUUUUACUACUGCGAGAAAUAGGAGGAAAGCCAAAAUUGCUGAGGAAAGCAUGAUCCGUCCCAAAUUUAUUGGUCCGAUGGACUUUUACGGGACAUCAAAAGGAGUAGUUACCAUUGGACAGAAGACGUCGAAUAAGAAACCUGACGUUUUAAAGCGGACGCACUUUCUGCCCGAAGUUAUGAACUAACUCAAAAUCUUUAAUGUCAUGUUUAUCCACAUACAUACACUGAUAGUACGAUUCAUACAAUGUUUCAUACAACGAGUCAUAAGGUACACAUAUCCUUGAUAACUGUUUAGCACAUUGAUACACACAUUAUUAUCUUUGUAUGUAUCAGCAACAAAGUAAGCAAAAGAUGCUAACUACAAUUAAUGUUGCAAAUUUAAUUAUAAAAUGUAGGAUAAGUUACUUGUAUUCUCAUAAAUCAAUAAAUGCCUUAAUAUACACAUCUGGGGAAUUUUUAAAGUCAUACACAUUUGAACAUUUGUGGAUGCAUUUGUAUUUAAGCUUAUAUUUAUCAAUGCCAUUCGAUCGGAGUUGUACCUACUUGAAAUUCUAAGUUUCUCAGAUUAAUUUCCAUCUUCAAAGUGAACCAGGUUAGCAUACAUAAAUCGAAUUCCACCUAGUCUGUGACCUGUGUAUGUAAAUAUUUUCACAAACAAUUGCACUCAAAAGAGCAUGAAUCCCCGUUAAGAAUUAGCGUCUUUCUCUUGAGACUACUUAGCGAAUUGAGAUAUCAAAUUCCGAACAAUAACAGUAUGCCCCUUUCAAUUUCAUUGUUUCGCCGACUUUGUCCACGGUAAGUCGUAUUGUGUAUUAUUAGAGGGACGGCAAAUUUGCCAAGGUAAAACUGCACACGGGGAAAAUGAGACAACUGAACUUUAAGGUCAUUUGUUGCAUGCUUCUUGCAAGCAUACUAUGCACUGGAGCAGCAGGUCGUCGUCGGAGUUCCUCCCCUCGUCCAGGUUCAAUUCAUCGGCCAAAUUUUGGUUCCAGACACAGACCAACAUUGCCAUCACUGAUUCGAACAGUGUCCACAACAACAUUCAAACCAAAUCGUCGUUUUAGACCCACUUCGAAUCGGUUUAAUUUUAAUUCUAUACCACCGAAUCCUUCAGACCUGACUCAGAGAGAGGGCGAGAAUAAGAUCUCUUGCAGGAAUGCACACGAAGUACUUCCGGAUUAUAAAAACCCAUCUUACUAUAAAAUAUGCAUUCCUAUUGGACGCAACUGGAUCCUCUACACUUACCGAUGCCCAACUGGGAGUGAGUUCCAUCCGGAAAAUCUCAAGUGUACAAAAAUAAGUACUACAACAAAUACUGCGACAACUACCGUGCCUACGACAAUUUCAGUGGACGAAAUUACUGAAUCUGCAAUAAGUAACAAUGGAAUUGACGUGGGAUUCCAUUUAAAUGCUACAGAAACAAUUGACGUGCUGCCAGAGAUGAGUAUGGAAACCUGGGAUUCGUCCUCCUCAUCAGAAGAAGAAAUUUCGACAAACUCGCCGACAUCAACAACUGCCCAAACUGUCCCCACACCCAGAGCACCGGCCUCCGUAGAAGCCAAACCGUUGUCUCAAUUUGUCCAAAGUCUUUUUAGCCAGGGAUCAAAUCAGGAAAUGUCAGACAGGUUUAGCAUUCUCACAAAAUAUUUGAUGACUACAGUGAAACCUCAACAAAUGUCGGGACACCAAAAUAAAAUAUCCACUGAUUUUAUGCAUGAAACCACAUCAAAUAUUCCGCUGACUACGAGCAGUGUUGCGACAACGGGUCAUCUUAACCAAGAAAACGAAAGUGUGGUUUGGGAGUCUUCCGGAAACCAGAAUGAGGCAUCUACAACUCGAGGUUCAAUUACACGAUGGAAGUUACCAAACUUGUCGCCGUCUCAGGCUGGAAGGUUUCCGGGCUUGCGACCAUCUCCACUAUCGUCGCAAUAAAUAGUAGUUUUGAUUUAGCGAUCUUAUAUACGCAUUUGUUUUAGGAGUCUAUUGUGCAGAACUUUUUAUUGAUUGACAGUAAAUUAAAUUUAUAAUAGUUUAUUUAUUUACUUAUUUUUUUAUUUUUGAGACACACGUCCGAGAUAUUGUUGAAUUACGGAAUAGAAGUAUUUAAAGAAUUUUACAUAAAUACGUACACAUAACCAAACCAAUGCAACUUGCAUUGGGUGCAUAAAAGCUUAUUGUCUUGUGGUGGCGAUAACUUACAUAAAUGCAGUGUUUUUAUGUAUGCAAUGUGACAAUUCUAUUUUUACUUUACACUUCAUUUGCACAAACGACUAUUUUUAGUACAGUUUUCUCAAGAUAAAAUUUACGUAAAUAUCACUAGAUACACAGCUAAAUAAACAUUCAGUAAUUAUGAGAAUAAAUUGCAACAAAAGUUCAA